This is a messenger RNA of Tigriopus californicus, 1481 nucleotides long. It is a transcript of the gene La, whose product is annotated as la protein homolog. The transcript has 2 exons. Gene Ontology annotation, molecular function: RNA binding. Gene Ontology annotation, cellular component: ribonucleoprotein complex; nucleus; cytosol. Gene Ontology annotation, biological process: positive regulation of translation; RNA processing. The coding region runs from base 151 to 1341 and encodes 396 amino acids. NCBI's taxonomy places the organism in Eukaryota, Metazoa, Arthropoda, Copepoda, Harpacticoida, Harpacticidae. The record is from RefSeq and is a predicted model, not a curated record.
CUUCGCAGCAUCAACAAGGCACACGGCAUUGAAUCCAACGUGAGCGACAAGAGAAGAGUGCGAAGUGGAUCGACCAGAUCAAUUCAGGCGCUGAUUCGCAAAUCUCCGUAUAUCGCCUGCAUCCGAGUUGCAUCGCCCAGGAUAUCCAUCAUGACCGAUACGGAAGUGGCCCAGGCCGAGAAGCCCGCCGUCAAGAACGGAGGACAGGAGAACGUGGACCCGGAAUCGACCGCCGCAGACGAAGGGGUGGUCGUGACACCCGAAUUGGAGAAUAAAAUCAUUCGACAAGUUGAGCAUUACUUUGGGGACUUUAAUUUGCCCCGGGACAAGUUCCUGCUCGAGCUAACCAAAGAAAAUGAAGGAUGGAUUCCCAUGGAGACCAUGUUGAAAUUCAAGCGCCUAAACCAGAUGUCAUCGGAUGCUUUGGUGGUGCUGAAAGCCGUGCAAAAGUCCACCCACGGCCUCAUGGAGGUGGAUAUCGAAAAGCAAUCGCUCCGCCGCCUUCCGGAAAAAACCGUACCCGAGUAUGACGACGAACGCAAGAAGAUCUUGGCCGAGUCCACGGUCUAUGUUAAAGGGUUUGACAAGGAAAACACGCAGUUGGAGGAACUCAUCGAGCAUUUUGAGCAAUAUGAGAACGUGCUCAAUGUGAGCAUGCGCAACUACUACGACAAGAAAACCGAAGUUCGUGGAUUCAAAGGUUCCUUAUUCGUCACGUUCAAUGACAAGGCCAGCGCCGAAAAGUACUAUAAUCUCAAGAACCUUAAAUACAAGGAUGCCGAGCUCGAAGUUAAAUGGCAAAGCGAUUACUUUGCCGACAAGAACAAGGAAAGCGAAAACAAAGUCAAGAAAGCCAAGGCCGAAAAACAGAAGCUGAAAGAUGCCAAAAAGGCGGCUGAGGAUGAGGACAAAAAAAAGGCCGUGGAAGCUGAGGAGUUACCCAAAGGCGCUGUCCUGGUCAUCAGCAAACUCUCCAACGAAACCAUGCGUGAAGACAUCAAGAGCCAACUAGAAAAAGAUUGCCAGAGCGACCCCAACGACAUUGCCUUCGUGUAUUUUCAAAAAGGCGAAACCGAGGCCAAGCUUCGGUUCCGCGAGGCCAAUAAAGCAGUGGAACUGAAGAAGAAGAUUGAUGACCUCGGGAAGCUGACCAUCCAAGACACGGAAGUGGAGGUUCGUGUGCUGGAGGGUGAGGAAGAGGAAGAGUUCCUCAAGAAGUGCGUUCAAGACAUGAUCGAAAACAAGAUGAGUCGCAAGGGUCACAAGAGGAAGCACGGAGGCCGAGGCGGUUUCGGUGGAGGCCGUGGUGGUGGACGGGGGGGAAAGCGUUCGCGCCAUUAGGUAAAUGAGCCAUGAACAACCAAUCUUGUGUAUAAGAUAUAUUAUUCUUAUGAAAUUUCUCGCGUUAUGAUAACUGUUCACUAUGAAACGUCUUAAUACUAUGCUGUUCAAUAAAUAAGUGAAUUAUCAACGAAAAAUAA